This is a messenger RNA of Amphimedon queenslandica, 1830 nucleotides long. RefSeq names its product adhesion G-protein coupled receptor G4-like. Gene Ontology annotation, biological process: cell-matrix adhesion. Gene Ontology annotation, cellular component: membrane. The record is from RefSeq and is a predicted model, not a curated record. Lineage: Eukaryota; Metazoa; Porifera; Demospongiae; Haplosclerida; Niphatidae. Gene Ontology annotation, molecular function: G protein-coupled receptor activity. The coding region runs from base 19 to 1830 and encodes 603 amino acids. The transcript has 13 exons.
CCAUUCGAGAGCAAAGACAUGACAGCUAGGUCAACGCUGCUUUUUGAACUGCUGAGUUUGGCAACAGCUCUUUCUUUUUCAACUGCUGCACAACUUUCAUUUAUUAAUGCAACUGAUUACAAUAUACUGAAGGAUAUAGAUGAUGGUUGUGUUGAGGUGGAACUACCAGGACCACUUCAAUUUGGUGGCUCCAACUUUACCAGGGCCUUUCUUAGCAGCAAUGGCCUAGUCAGUUUUGGUAAAGAAUUUUCUUCAUAUUAUCCAGUACUUUUCCCUCUACGCAUUAAAAUAGCCAUUCUGGCUCCAUAUUGGGAUGAUAUAAUAUUGUCAGAGAAGAGAGAGCUCCGUUUUAAAAUAUUUAGUAAAACUUCUAGUAUCACAAUUGAGGUCAAUAACUUCCUCACAUUGCAUACUGGGAAGAAUUUUGCAGCUGAUUGGAUACUGUGGUCUUAUUGGUGUCAUGUAUGCCCCUAUCCUAACAAGGAUUGCGCAUUACAUAAGUCAAAUUCUUUCCAGCUUGUUGUAGCUGUACAAGGCAGUAAAACCUACUCUAUUUUUAUAUACCAGUGUGAUCUCAUAAAGUGGACACUUCAUAAGGCAGUUGUUGGUUUCAAUUUCAAUAAUGGUUUUUAUCAAAACCAUGAACUGUCAAAAAGUAGAGAUGUUGUCAAUAUCGACUGUCCUGAUGGCUCUCCCAGUCAUUUUGCAAUUGUUGUUUACAAGAUUGACAAUGUGUGUAAUGCAAAUACUCCAACCACUAAUUAUGGUACAUUUCAUUGGCCAACAACAUUACCUGGCAAUACAGUUGCUUUACCAUGUCCUAAUGGUCCUAAUGGAGCUAUUGCCACUAGAAAAUGCUCAGAAAAUAGCAUAUGGGAGUCACCAGAUUUGUCAUCAUGUUUCACAAAUACUGGAAAAAUACAAAGUCUUACUAUAAAUAACACAAAUAUUAUGCCAGUACUGCACAAUAUAGCUGUUACUGUAAAUGCUAUAACUAACACUAGUGAUCAGAACAAUGGAAACAUUGAAGCAAUAUCCAAUAUAUUCAAUCAAACAGCAACAAUACUGUCAAAUACUACAAAGUUAUCAUUACAAGAGGUAACUACGAUUGCAGAGAAUACUAUAGAAAUAUUACAAGAUAUACAGGAGUGGCCAAUGAAUGUAGUAGCAACACAAUCCAAUAACAUUGUCAAGUCAUUUGAAACAAUUACAGAUGCUCUAUUGAAUCAAGGUAAUGUUACUGAUGUAACACUUCUAGAGCAAAGCAUUGCUUUUAGUGGAAAACAAGUAAUGAAAUCACUGUACAAUGGGAUCACAUUCACUGCAUCUUCUAUCAGCAAUGCACUCACAAUAGAGACUGUAGAUAAUGAAAACAAUACAAGUUUUACAAAUGAUGGAGAACUGGCAACAAUUAAACUGCCAGAAAGUAUCCUCAACAUUAUAAAUGACGAGGAUGACAACAUCAACUUUGCAUUUACAAUAUAUAAUCAAUCAAUUUUGUUUCCUGUUCAAGGAUCAGUUCAAAAUACAGUAGUGGAGUCACCAGUUAUUGGUGCAAGAAUCAGUGGAGUGGCUGAUGGUACACAACUAUCUGAUCCAGUAUUUAUAAGGCUUACUCUGAAAGGAACUCCAAAUGCAACUAAUCACCAGUGCGUAUAUUGGAACUUUACAGCUGCAGAUGGCAGAGGCAAUUGGUCUACUGAUGGUUGCAUUACAAUAGUCAGCAAUACUAGUUCAGUUACUUGUCAUUGUGAUCAUCUGACUAACUUUUUACAUCAAUUGUUUUGUAAACCCGUCACCAUACCCUUCAAAUGGUAUAAGAGUUGGUGA